This is a messenger RNA of Trichosurus vulpecula (common brushtail), 3143 nucleotides long. It is a transcript of the gene SYVN1, whose product is annotated as synoviolin 1. The record is from RefSeq and is a predicted model, not a curated record. The transcript has 16 exons. Gene Ontology annotation, cellular component: cytoplasm. The coding region runs from base 173 to 1957 and encodes 594 amino acids. Lineage: Eukaryota; Metazoa; Chordata; Mammalia; Diprotodontia; Phalangeridae.
GCACUUCCGGCGCGGAGGGGGUGGGGAGUGUUGUUAACUGGUGGAGCCGCCACCGCCCCCGUCACGGUCCCCGUCAGCGCUUCCCCGCCGCUGCCCGUCUUCUCGCAGCCGCCGCCGCCGCGGGACCAGCGGGCUCGGGAGCCCCGAGCUCCCCGGUCUCCCGGCCGGGGCCAUGUUCCGCACCGCCGUGAUGAUGGCCGCCAGCCUGGCGCUGACCGGGGCCGUGGUGGCCCACGCCUACUACCUCAAGCACCAGUUCUACCCCACCGUGGUGUACCUGACCAAGUCCAGCCCCAGCAUGGCCGUCCUGUACAUCCAGGCCUUCGUGCUCGUCUUUCUGCUGGGCAAGGUGAUGGGCAAGGUGUUCUUCGGCCAGCUGAGAGCUGCCGAGAUGGAGCACCUCCUGGAGCGCUCCUGGUACGCAGUGACGGAGACCUGCCUGGCCUUCACGGUCUUUCGGGAUGACUUCAGCCCUCGGUUCGUGGCGCUCUUCACCCUCCUCCUCUUCCUCAAGUGUUUCCACUGGCUGGCUGAGGAUCGAGUUGACUUUAUGGAACGGAGCCCCAACAUCUCCUGGCUCUUUCACUGCCGAAUUGUCUCCCUCAUGCUCCUCCUGGGUGCCCUGGACUUCCUCUUUGUCAAUCAUGCCUAUCACAGCAUCCUGACCCGGGGGGCCUCCGUACAGCUGGUCUUUGGCUUUGAGUACGCCAUCCUGAUGACCAUGGUUCUCACCAUCUUCAUCAAAUACGUUCUGCACUCGAUCGAUCUCCAGAACGAGAACCCCUGGGACAACAAGGCCGUCUACAUGCUUUACACAGAAUUGUUCACAGGCUUCAUCAAAGUUCUGCUUUACAUGGCCUUCAUGACAAUCAUGAUCAAGGUGCACACAUUCCCACUCUUUGCCAUCCGGCCCAUGUACCUGGCUAUGAGGCAAUUUAAGAAGGCGGUGACUGACGCCAUCAUGUCUCGCCGGGCCAUCCGAAACAUGAACACACUGUACCCGGAUGCCACGGCCGAGGAGCUUCAGGCCAUGGACAAUGUCUGCAUCAUCUGCAGGGAGGAGAUGGUAACUGGCGCCAAGCGGCUUCCCUGCAACCAUAUCUUCCACACCAGCUGCCUGCGCUCCUGGUUCCAGCGGCAACAGACCUGCCCCACCUGCCGAAUGGAUGUCCUGCGGGCCUCACUUCCCGUCCAGUCCCCAGCUGCCCCGGAGCCUGCUGAGCAAGGCCCCCCACCUGCCCCCCACCAGCCCCCCAUCCUUCCCCAGCCCCCCAACUUUCCCCAAGGCCUCCUGCCUCCAUUUCCUCCAGGGAUGUUCCCCCUGUGGCCUCCCAUGGGCCCCUUUCCCCCCAUGCCGCCCCCCAGCAAUGCAGAUGUCCCACCUGCCUCACCUUCCACCUCGGCCAAUGCCUCUCGGCCCACUGGCUCUGUCCCAGAGCCCCCGGCAGCUCCUGGCUUUCCCUUCCCUCCUCCCUGGAUGGGCAUGCCCCUGCCUCCACCGUUUGGGUUCCCCCCCAUGCCAGUGCCCCCAGCAGGCUUUGCAGGCCUGACCACUGAGGAGCUGCAGGCCCUGGAGGGCCAUGAGCGACAGCAUCUGGAAGCAAGGCUACAAAGCCUUCGAAAUAUCCACACCCUGCUGGAUGCUGCCAUGCUGCAGAUCAACCAGUAUCUCACUGUGCUGGCCUCCCUGGGCCCUCCCCGACCUCCUGCCCCUGCCAGUCCCCCUGAAUCGUCUACACCUGCUGCGGCAGCCUCCUCUUCCACCAGCAUCCCCAGUUCGGAGGCAACGCCCCCCUCACCAGGAGCCUCCCCACUUCCUCCUGAGCCGGUGCAGCAGCAGCCAGGUCCAUCUGCUGAGACUGUUGGGGCCGAGGACCUGCCGGAAGAUGCAGAGCCUGACGCGGUGGAGCUGCGCCGCCGCCGCUUGCAGAAACUGGGAUCCCCUGCUUCUCAUUGACGCUGCCCAACCUCAUUCUACUCCCCAACCUUGUGUUUUGACUGUGGUGCCCUUGUGCGUGGGUGAGAAGUGGAUCCCACCGCCAAGUGCCGUCUCCUCUCUCACCAGGCUUUGGAAAAGAAUGGGAGGUUCUGACCCCAACUCAUGCCACUUGGGAGCUCUUGUAUCCAAGUCACAUGGCUUGGCCUGUUUCCUUGCCCACUGGAGUGGGCUGGAGGCCUGGUGGCUCAGCCUCCUUCCUGACCCUUCACCCACCCCGCUGCAGCCUCCCUUAACUCCAGGUAGAGUUGGAGCUGUCAAGGUCGUUGAGAACCCACUUUCCUGCCCUAUUUAUUGCUCCUCCAUUUGGGGGGCCUGGGAGAAGAGUGGACACUGAAGACAUACUCCCUGAGGAGCUGGAAAGGCCAGCUCGAGGUAGAGGGAGUAUUCCCUGUUCCCAACAGUAUUAGCUCUAGCUCCCAGGGGCUCGAGGUGAGCAGGCCUUCAAUUGGCCCCACCUCCAACAGUCUCUUUAUAGAAUCAGUAGUGCCCCAUCGUCCUCCCGUCCAUGUCUUACAGGUGACCACGUCUCAGGAAAGUGAGUGCCAGGCUAGGCUGGUUGUAGCCUGCACCUGUGGGCUCCCCUCCCCUCCCCAAGCUGACUGGACGGGAUGUUGGAAGCACCUGGUUCCAGUCUGGUGUGAUGAGGCUGAGCCUGUCUGUGGCCAAAAGGUCGUUUUUCUUAUCCCCAGGCUGGGACAGAACAAGGCCAGCCUCUAAACCAAACACAAUCGCAUGCAGGGAAGCAUCCCCUGCUUUCUGAAAUUUCUUGAUUGGGGUGGGGGGAGGGAAUUUCUUGUUUCUGUCUUUUGGUUAAAACCCAACCCCAAAGCUUGUUUCAGAUGUAAACAGCACCCAUCCCAGCAGGGAGGGGAGGGAAAAUUGCUCAUGGUGUCUCCAGGUUAGGCAUGGUUCUGCAGUGGGGAAGGGGGUAAAGCCAGGACUAGGCCUCACCUCAUCCACACUCCCCUUUCCUUUGUUCCCCUUUGUUUUUGUGUGUUACAAAAGUUGCUGGAGACAGUUUCAGAUUAUUUAAUUUGUAAAUAUUGUACAAAUUUUAAUAGCUUCAAUUGUAUAUACGGCCGAAAUAAAAAACUUGCAUUAAAGUUGGUGCCAGGUUGUGACGUGGUACCCCUCCCCCUGGGCA